AUGGCAAGCACUUAACCACUAUGCUUACCGCGAUGCAGUAUUCCUUGCAGAAAGAUUAUAUGCAGAAGGCUUGCAGAAGGAGAGCAGAUCUUAUCUGGUGGAGUGUUGAAUAAACAGAAAAGCCAUGAUGACAUUGUUAUGGAGUUUGGUGACUCUGCAUGCUUUACACUCUCCUUACUGGGACAUGUCUACUGCAAGACAGACCGGCUUGCCAAAGGAUCAGAAUGUUACCAAAAGAGCCUUAGUUUAAAUCCUUUCCUCUGGUCCCCUUUUGAAUCACUAUGUGAAAUAGGUGAAAAACCAGACCCCGACCAAACAUUUAAAUUAACAUCUUUACAGAACUUCAGCAGCUGUCUGCCUAACACUUGCACAACAUUGGUAUCUAAUCACAACAUAUCCCACAGACAGCCUGAGACUGUCCUGAUGGAAACGCCGCAAGACACAAUUGAGUUGAAUAGAAUCAACCUAGAAUCCUCCAAUUCAAAAUAUUCCUCCUUGAACACGGAUUCUUCUAUGUCUUACAUUGACUCGGCUGUAAUUUCACCAGAUUCUGUCCCUCUUGGGUCAGGAACUUCCAUAUUGUCUAAACAGGCUCAAAAUAAACCAAAAACUGGGCGGAGCUUACUGGGGGGACCUACAUCUUUGAGCCCACUAACUCCAAGCUUUGGAAUUUUGCCACUAGAAACCCCAAGCCCUGGAGAUGGAUCGUAUUUACAAAACUACACAAACUCUUCUUCUGUAAUUGAUGUGCCAUCCACAGGAGCACCUUCAAAGAAGACUGUCAGCAGGAUAAGCCAAGCUGGAACAAAAUCUGUCUUCUCACAGAGCGGAAAUAGCCGGGAAGUCACUCCAAUUCUUGUUGCACAAACACAGAGCUCUGGCCCACAGACAAGUACUACACCUCAGGUAUUGAGCCCAACAAUUGCUGCUCCACCAAAUGCACUGCCUCGAAGAAGCUCUCGCCUCUUUACUAGUGAUAGCUCUACAACAAAGGAAAAUAGCAAAAAACUAAAAAUGAAGUUUCCACCUAAGAUUCCAAACAGAAAAACAAAAAGUAAAACAAAUAAGGGAGGAAUAACUCAACCAAACUUAAAUGACAGUUUGGAAAUUACCAAACUGGACUCUUCCAUCAUUUCAGAAGGGAAAAUUUCCACUGUUGCACCACAGAUCCAGGCUUUUACGCUACAGAAGGCAGCAGCAGAAGGUUUGAUGAGCCUUCUUCGUGACAUGGGGAAAGGUUACUUAGCCUUGUGUUCGUACAACUGCAAAGAAGCGAUAAGUAUUUUAAGCCAUUUGCCAUCCCACCACUACAACACUGGCUGGGUGCUGUGCCAAAUUGGGAGAGCUUACUUCGAACUUGCAGAGUAUAUGCAGGCUGAGAGAAUAUUUUCAGAAGUAAGGAGGAUCGAAAACUACAGAGUAGAAGGCAUGGAGAUCUAUUCAACUACGCUGUGGCAUCUGCAGAAAGAUGUUGCUCUUUCAGUUCUCUCCAAGGAUUUGACGGACAUGGAUAAAAACUCACCAGAGGCGUGGUGUGCUGCAGGAAACUGUUUCAGCUUGCAACGAGAGCAUGACAUUGCCAUCAAGUUCUUCCAGAGAGCCAUUCAAGUUGAUCCAAACUAUGCUUAUGCCUACACCCUGUUGGGGCACGAAUUUGUGUUAACAGAAGAACUAGACAAAGCAUUAGCUUGUUUUAGAAAUGCAAUCAGAGUCAACCCUAGACACUAUAAUGCAUGGUAUGGGUUGGGAAUGAUUUACUACAAACAGGAAAAAUUCAGUCUAGCAGAAAUGCAUUUCCAAAAAGCACUUGAUAUCAAUCCUCAGAGCUCAGUCUUACUGUGUCACAUCGGAGUAGUCCAGCAUGCACUGAAAAAAUCUGAAAAGGCGUUGGAUACUUUAAACAAAGCUAUUAACAUUGACCCCAAGAACCCGCUAUGCAAAUUCCAUAGAGCUUCUGUAUUAUUUGCGAAUGAAAAGUACAAGUCUGCUUUACAAGAACUUGAAGAACUGAAACAGAUUGUUCCCAAAGAGUCUCUUGUUUACUUUUUAAUAGGAAAGGUUUAUAAAAAACUGGGUCAGACGCAUUUGGCCCUAAUGAAUUUCUCAUGGGCGAUGGACUUAGAUCCCAAAGGAGCCAAUAACCAGAUUAAAGAGGCCAUUGAUAAACGUUACCUUCCAGAUGAUGAGGAGCCGAUAACUCAAGAAGAGCAAAUCAUUGGCACGGACGAAUCCCAAGAGAGCAGCAUGACGGAUGCAGAUGACACACAGCUCCACGCAGUUGAGAGUGAUGAAUUUUAA
This is a messenger RNA of Leptosomus discolor (cuckoo roller), 2298 nucleotides long. The record is from RefSeq and is a predicted model, not a curated record. NCBI's taxonomy places the organism in Eukaryota, Metazoa, Chordata, Aves, Leptosomiformes, Leptosomidae.